AUGGGGAGCAUCUACAAGGAAUACUUCAACACGGAGAAGAUCCGGGAGCACUACAACUACACCAAGGAGGGCUCGGAAAGCUCCCCCACCACCUCCCGUUGGGUGGUCUCCAUCCUCAUCGUCGUGUUGUGCUGCUUCAUCGUGCUGGAGAACCUUCUGGUCCUCAUCUCCGUUUGCCGCAACAAGAAAUUUCACUCGGCCAUGUACAUCUUCAUCGGGAACUUGGCUUUCUCCGAUCUCUUAGCCGGCUUGGCCUUCAUGGUCAACAUCCUGCUCUCCGGAGGCCACGCCGAGAUCGCCACCGCCCAGACCCUGGCCUUGCUCAAAACGGUCACCAUCGUCCUGGGAGCCUUCAUCGUUUGCUGGCUGCCGGCCUUCAUCAUCCUCCUCAUGGACGCCUCUUGCGCUGUCCGGCAGUGCCGGAUCCUCUAUAAGGCGAACUAUUUUUUUGCCUUCGCUACGCUCAACUCGGCCGCCAACCCCAUCAUCUACACGCUGCGGAGCAAGGACAUGCGCCGGGAGUUCCUGCGG
Messenger RNA from Fulmarus glacialis (Northern fulmar), 531 nucleotides. Its product is annotated as sphingosine 1-phosphate receptor 2-like. The transcript has 2 exons. Lineage: Eukaryota; Metazoa; Chordata; Aves; Procellariiformes; Procellariidae. The annotation marks the transcript as partial. Gene Ontology annotation, molecular function: sphingosine-1-phosphate receptor activity. The record is from RefSeq and is a predicted model, not a curated record. Gene Ontology annotation, cellular component: membrane. Gene Ontology annotation, biological process: sphingosine-1-phosphate receptor signaling pathway.